This is a messenger RNA of Tribolium madens (black flour beetle), 6217 nucleotides long. RefSeq names its product HEAT repeat-containing protein 1 homolog. The transcript is spliced from 3 exons. The record is from RefSeq and is a predicted model, not a curated record. The coding region runs from base 108 to 6146 and encodes 2012 amino acids. Gene Ontology annotation, molecular function: snoRNA binding. NCBI's taxonomy places the organism in Eukaryota, Metazoa, Arthropoda, Insecta, Coleoptera, Tenebrionidae. Gene Ontology annotation, cellular component: t-UTP complex; 90S preribosome; small-subunit processome. Gene Ontology annotation, biological process: maturation of SSU-rRNA from tricistronic rRNA transcript (SSU-rRNA, 5.8S rRNA, LSU-rRNA); positive regulation of transcription by RNA polymerase I.
AUCUAAAAAAUCAUAACCCCACUUUCACAGCGUGUUUCAUUUGUCACGUGUAAUGUAAUUUCUUACGUUAUUUUCGUUUAAAAGCGCCGGUUUUGGACGAAAUAAAGAUGAGCACCUCACUGAGCGAGCAACUCAAGCGUUUGGCGUUGCCCCAAACUUCGCUGUUACAGAGGGACAAGAAACGUCCAUCUUUACUUUUCGACCCUAAAGAGGCAGCUGGAUUGAAACGUGAGACUGUUUACCAAAUAGGACUUGACGGUUUGGAGGAAUUGAUCAAUAAAAACCCAGUCUUUGAACAGUUUAAAAACAACAUUUUUCACUUGACUUCAAAAAAAUUUGAGCGUUCGGUGCAAUCCGCUGACGCAAACAAAAAGUUGGAUAAAGUGAUUAGGAAAUUUAUGCUGCAAUUGUCACCUUAUUUUUUGCUGAACUGUUCACAUAAGGCACUUGAAUGGCUUAUAAAUAGAUACAACAUCCAUGAAUUUAACAGAGAAGAUUUGCUUAUGCUUAUAAUGCCGUAUCAUGAGUCGAAUAUUUUCGUCAGAGUGGUGCAGUUGAUGAAAUUUAAAGAUGAGAAUGAUAGUUGGUUCUUUUUGAAAUCGCUUCAAAAAACUGGAGUUCAUCUCACUAAACAAAAUCUACUGAACCACGCAUCUAGCGAUGUGUAUUUCUUAAAAUUCGUCGCUAAAUUCAUUGCUCUGCUUGUGAAGCAAUUUGAAAAACCCUCGUUACUCACUGUAGCUUUCAAUUUUUAUUGCACUGUUUUCGUGGGGGCUAUUGAAAAUUCUCUCGAAUUAAAUGAAGCUCAAAUCACUCAGAUGCUACCAGCGCUUCUCAAAGGCCUAAGUUCAGACAUCCCGGAUUUUUGUGCCGCUUCUUACGUUAUUUUGGGGCGACUUGUGAUGAAAACGCCUCUAACUGAUGCAAUUUUGGACAAAUUCGUUGAAAAAAUAUCUGAGUCGAAGGUCGAGACUUUGAAAACUGAAUCAAUUUUGACUCUGUUGAUUCUUUACCAAUCUCAAAGUCACUAUAAUUCUAUUUCUGAAUCGGCUUGCUACAGUUUGAUAUGCAAAAAUUGGUUACCGAAAGUCUUGCAAGAUUUGAGCAACGGAAAUUGUUUCGUUACACCAUUCUUGAAGGCUUUGGUCAAGGGGUGCUUGUAUGGGGCUGUUAAGUUCGACUUGGAGGAGUAUCGUGCAUUUAUGAAGACUCUUCUAGCGGCAAUUAAAUUCGACGACUCUUUUAUGGAAAUAUUUUUAAGUCUUUUGCUGGACGGAACUAAAACCAAAAAACCCUACUCUGAAGACCUCCAAAAGUGGCUAACUGAAAUAAUUGAAACUCUCGAACGCCAGUAUCCCGACCAAUUUGACAAAGAAGUAUACAAAAUUCUGUCGACAACCCAACAAGGCAAAGUGAUCAAAAGGCGAAAAUCCCUUCAAAAAAUCCUCUCGGAAACAAUGACAAUUAGAUGCAAAUUCGACGUUUUGGCCAAGUUAUACCACCCCAAUGUCGUAUUCAGGAAGGAAGCAAUUGCAUACUUGGUGAAUAAUUACGACUCUCUUCGAGAACGCGAAAAAGAAAUGGUCAAAAGCUCGUUUAUUGAUCGUUUGAACGACGACAGCGUCGAAGUCGUUUAUGAAACACUAAUUCUGAUCAAGAAUAUCCCUGUUCUGAAAACAGACGCACUUAAAGACGUUUUAAUUAAACUGGCCUACAAAUAUCAAAGCGAUUUGAGGACUUGGGAGUCCGUUUCGACUGAAAUCGUGCUGAUGUUGUGUGAGCAAAGCGAGUCAAAUGACUGGGAGACUUUCGUGGCCGUGCUUCCCUAUUUGUUACCAAACUCUGAAAGUCAGUUAAGUGCAGCGCAAAAAAUUGCUGAGACUUCAUUCUGUCGAGGGAAUCCCUUACUCAAGAAGAUUAACACCAAAGGAGAGGAGUGUGCGCAGUUUUGUAAUAGCGUUUUUGAUUCAAUGAGGAACGACAGCAGUGACUUGAUCCACGACUUUAUCACUAGUAUUCAGAAAACGCCAGAUCGCUGUGUACUCAGUAAAUAUCUGGUAAUUUUAAUUUUGAGUUGCAUACUACCCGAAAAUAGUUCAAUUGAUACCAACAUCACCAUCAUCAAAAUCUUUAUCGACUUUAUCGAAAAUUGCGAAAUUAAAUACGAAAAAGGAAACGCUUUUCUUCAAAAACAUAUCAGUGUUGCCCGGGCCGGCAAACUACACAUUGAAGGAUUUCUACUUUGCUUGAAAAAUGUAAUUGUAAAGACACGCAGACCGGAAGUUGAAUUGGGCCGUGUAGACUUACAUAGCGACACCGACUUUAAUCAAUAUUUCACUUUACUUGCCACCACAUUACUUAAAAACACGCCAAAUCACAAGAAGUACGUCCACGUCUUUAUUAACUACUUCUGCAAAAAUUUCAGAUGCAAAAUUGAGUUUUUGCUAAACUUGAUUAAUAGUGGAAAAAGUCAAAAUUUGGAGUUUUUGACCGAAAGUGUGUCACUAGUUGUGAAACUGUUGUCCAGUGUCAAGGACAGCAAAGAGAUGGGUUCACUUUUGGACGAGAGUGAUAUUUUUAUUCCCCAGCUUUUGGCCUUGUUGCUACACACGUCGGAGGAGGUUAAGCAGAAGAGUUUCCGAAUUGUUGAAAUUUUAGCCGAAGUGAAGCAACAUCCUCACCAACAUCUCUUUAGGGAGUUGUUGGAUCAGAGGGAGGAAAUUGUUGUUGACAAUGAUCAGUUGCCACUUAUUUUGUAUAACUUUUUAUCACCGUCUACUGUUAAAGAUUCGAAAGUUUUGGAUAAUGCCAAAGUGCUUAAAACAGCCUUGAUCAAGACAAGUUGUGGCCAAUACCCGGUCUAUUUGAAAUCAAAAAUGUUGGAGCUUUUGUCCCACAUUAACACUAUAGAAAUUUUUGAGGAAACAUCACGUGACUGCUUGGAUUUGCUCAAAUCACAAAGUAAGAGUCUGGACGAAGUUAAAUCAUCGAUUGUCGUUCGAAAUUUGCAACGUUGCCAGCCCACCAUCGCUGGAAAUAUCAAACUCGGCACUUGUGUCUGGUCAUUGAUUGAGACUUGUCUCAAAGAAUCAGACUUCACUCUCACUAUUAGCUCAAAACCGGAAUUUGCAACAGUCCUACUAUUGAAACAAUUCGAUCGCGAAUUUUUCGUCCAACUAAACCGUCAAGUUGAAGAAAAACUUCUCGAUUUGAUCAUCGAAACGGCAACUUUGACCAAAAACCCGGAAGUCCUUCCGGUCGUUCGUCACACUAUUAAAGUCAUCGAACUCGACGCUAAACUAAUUUUAAGUCAUUUCGUCUCAAUGAGAGACGUCCAGUCUCCUAAAAUCGACCCCAAUAAAUUAAAACGGAGGAUAAGUGUGGUGCCCACCGUCGACAUUUUGGAUACUCUGGAGUGGCGCAAGGGCCUAACAGCGCUCGAGUUUAUCCAAGACAAGAAAAAGUUGACAAACAUCGAUGUUUUGUUCCCGGUCUUGUUUGAAAUUUUGAAAAAGUGUCUCGAUUUUGAUGAGCAAGCCGCAGUGGAAUACCCCAAGCAGUUGAUUCUCUUGUCUAUACUAUACUUGGGAGAAAAAAUCGACAAAAAUGCUAUUGCUGAGACUACAUUUAAUAUGGAAUUGAUCGUUCAGUGCAUCAGGGCGUCACAAAAUCCCCAAACUCACUAUUGUGCUCUUCUCAUGUUGUCGUUUUCGGCCGAGUUGUUCCCAUCGCAAGUUUUGCACCAUAUUAUGGCGAUUUUUACAUUUAUGGGGUCGUCGGUUUUAAGACACGAGGAUGCGUAUAGUUUUCAGAUUAUAACGAGGAUUAUUGAUACUGUGAUACCGAUUCUAGUCAAGGAUAACAAUCCUGAAACUAUAGCGAAGGUUUUGAGGGUUUUUGUGGACGCGCUUUUGGACGUUCCGGAGCACCGGAGAAUGCCAAUAUAUGGGCAUUUGUUGACGAAAUUGGAAGUCAAGAACAACCUUUACAUAUUUUUGUUGCUCAUCUUCGAGUCACAUGUCAAUCAUAGUCACCGAGAGAAAAACAAAGAAGACGACAUGAAACGGUUAGAAAUCGCAGCGAGUAUUUGUCGAGAAUUUUCCCCCGAAAUCGUGAUUCAAAAUUGUAUUAACUUGAUGAAAUAUUUGCAGGAUUUGCCAGACGAAGUUGAUAGUGACAAUACGAGUUCGUCUUUUGAUAUUCACUACAAAACACCGAAACAAUUCCGUCACUACAAAUACACUUUAAUUAUUUUUACUGCGAGGCUACUAUCAUCGAAAGAGUUUGUUUUUCAAGUCGCUUCGUUGAAAAAUGACGAAUCGCUAGACUUGCAACAACUUUACAAAGACAUGAUUAUAAAUAUCUUGACUUACAUUUAUCGAAUUUCGAAAAUUGCAGAUAAGAAUGCAAACACACAACAUGCCAAGUAUUGGAAAGUCAUUCUCCAUUUGAGUUACGAUAUUUUAGAUAGUGUUAACGCACUGUUAACUCCUCAAAUGUUUUUGUUGGUGAUUAAAGGCUUGAUGUUGCAUAAUUUUAGUACGAUACGGAGGCGUAGCAUGGAGUUGUUGAAUUCGAAAUUACAGAAUAAUCCUUCAUUUUUUGAAGACUGCACUUCGGAACAAAUCUACUCUCUUAUACCUCCACUUAUCUCAAUAAUUAAAAAUGUGGAUGAGGCGCAAAGUGAAAGUGAUGACGAAUUGAUAGUGCAGACUGCUCUUCUCUCGUUGAAACUCUUGAUUAAGUUUCUGGUUUCGGAUUAUCAUGACAAAUUAGCAGAAAUUCUCGAUUUUGUCACCGAUUUAGUCAAAAGUGGCAAAGUUCAAAACAAUGUCUUAGCUUCAGUUUUACUUUGUUUAGCUGAACUUUGUACGAAUUUACGAGCCCACGCUAUUCCAAGCCUCCCAAAUUUUAUGCCGGCAAUUUUGAAGAUUUUAAAGCAACAGAAAAGUCAAGAAUCGUCAAAUUUGCUUCUAUUGAGUUCGGUCACAGCCUUACAAAAAAUUGUAGAAACACUGCCUCUUUUUCUAAGUCCUUAUCUGGAGAAAUUGCUUUAUGAAUUGUCUCUACUUGCAAAUAACUGGACUGGAGACCCCAAUGAAGAACGAUUACAGCCGGUGGUCAAUAAAUUGUCAAAUUUGCGACAACAAAUCGGUACUUUAAUUCCUCCUAGAGUCCUAAUACCGGUUCUUGGGCAAAGUUAUAAUCGAUUGAUCACGAAACAAGCCUUCAAUGCUGUGGGAUUUUUGCUCGACAUUUUAGCCGUAAAUUUGAAUCACCUGAACGGGGCUGAAAUUAGCGCGAAUUUGCCUGAAUUGACAAACUUUUUCCUUAAUGCUUUGCAAUUCAGGACUGAUCAAGAAACAACAUUCGAACAAGCCAACGAAGUGGAGUCGCAAAUCGUCAAAGCUUUAACUAAACUGAUUUUAAAACUGUCGGAAAGUACUUUUAAGCCCUUGUAUUAUAAACUGUUUGAUUGGGCGGCACGUCACGAGCAAAAAACUGAAAGACUUAUCACUUUCUACGCCUUGUCGAGUGGAAUAGCGGAAGCUUUGAAAAGUCUUUUUGUCUUAUUCGCCGGUCAUUUCCUCAACAAUGCUGCCCAGAUUUUGGACUCUUGCAACGUUAUUAGGAGUGAGACUCUCUAUUUCGAUGAUGAGAAGAAAAAUGUUCUCUUGUUGGAAAAUGUUUUGAAGACUCUUCAUGCAGUGUUUUUGUAUGAUAAUCACAAAUUUGUUAACAAGGAUCGGUUUGAGGUUUUGAUGCAACCAUUGGUUGAUCAGUUGGAAAACAUUUUGGGUGGUGUUGAGGAAUUGAAAAGGAGAAAUGAUGAGUUGGUCACGCCGACGAUUGUACAAUUUGCGGUGGCCACGGCUGAUGAUUCGUUAUGGAAGCAGUUAAAUUAUCAGAUUUUGUUGAAAAUGAAGCAUAAUUCUCCGGAAAUUCGGUUGGUUUCGUUGAAUUGUUUGAAGGAAAUGGUGACUAAAUUGGGAGUUGAUUAUUUGCCACUGUUGCCGGAAACGAUUCCAGUUUUGGCCGAGUUGUUAGAGGAUGAGGAGGAAAGUGUGGAAAAAGCAUGCAGGAAGGCAGUUCAAGAAAUGGAGAAGAUUUUAGGGGAACCCAUUGAAAAGUAUUUUAAAAUGUAAAUAUUUUUUUAAUAACUUUUUUUUAUUAAUUUAUGUAAUUAAAGAAAGGAAUAAACUUUUUGUUUUAUGAA